UUUCCAUCUUCCCCCAACUUUCAUUCUUCACCCAACUCCUCUCUCUCUCUCUCUCUCUCUCUCCCCAACCUUUUCAAUAAGUGCCCUCUCUUUCUCUCUCUACCCAAACAGAAAAUCCACCACCGCAGAACACCACAUUAAUAACAAACAAAAUCCCACAAAUGGGCGUCAACUCCAGCGACCGACCCGACGGGUACCGGCCGGAACCCACGAAACAGGCCGCCGUCGCCCCCACCGCCGCCACCCCCAUCCCGUCCCCCGAUCAGGAGCAGCGCCACCACGACGUCUGCCUGCCGCCGCACAUGACCACGCUCCAGAAACUGAAGAAGCGGCUCGCCGAGGUCUUCUUCCCCGACGAUCCCCUCCACCGCUUCAAGAACCAGACCGGGCCCCGCAAGCUCCUAUUGGGCCUCCAGUUCGUCUUCCCCGUCUUCCAGUGGGCCUCCCAAUACGACCUCGCCCUCCUCCGCUCCGACGCCGUCUCCGGCCUCACCAUCGCCAGCCUCGCCAUCCCUCAGGGAAUCAGUUAUGCGAAGCUGGCGAAUUUACCGCCAAUUGUUGGGCUAUACUCGAGCUUCGUGCCGCCAUUGAUAUACGCGCUGCUGGGGAGCUCAAAGCACCUGGCAGUGGGUCCAGUCUCCAUAGCCUCGCUAGUAAUGGGUUCGAUGCUCAGCGAAGAAAUCUCGCCGACUCACGACCCGAUUCUGUACCUGAAGUUGGCCUUCACUUCCACCUUCUUCGCUGGGCUCUUCCAGGCCUCACUCGGCCUGCUCCGGCUGGGUUUCAUCAUCGAUUUCCUCUCCAAAGCGACUCUCGUCGGGUUCACCGCCGGCGCCGCCAUCAUCGUCUCGCUCCAGCAGCUGAAAGGGCUUCUGGGUAUCGUUCAUUUCACGGGGAAGAUGCAGUUCGUCCCUGUUAUGUCCUCUGUUUUCCAUCAGAGAGAUGAGUGGAAGUGGCAAACGAUUGUGAUGGGCUUCAGUUUCUUGCUCUUUCUCCUGACAGCAAGGCAUAUUAGCAUGAAAAGGCCAAAGCUUUUCUGGGUUUCUGCUGCUGCACCAUUAACAUCAGUCAUGAUCUCAACCAUUCUAGUCUUCUGCCUGAAAUCCAAGCUCCAUGGAGUCUCAGUUAUUGGUCAUCUACCAAAGGGAUUGAAUCCGCCAUCAGCGAACAUGCUCAAUUUCUCUGCUUCUUACUUGGGGCUCGCCAUCAAAACCGGGAUCAUCACUGGAAUCUUGUCUCUCACCGAAGGAAUCGCAGUAGGGAGGACAUUUGCUGCUAUGAAAAACUACCAAGUCGAUGGGAACAAAGAAAUGAUGGCGAUCGGUCUGAUGAACAUAGCAGGUUCUUGUUCAUCUUGCUACGUGACAACGGGAUCGUUCUCUCGAUCUGCAGUGAACUACAAUGCUGGAGCUCGGACAGCAGUCUCCAACAUAAUCAUGGCUGCAGCUGUGCUGGUUACACUCCUGUUUCUGAUGCCGUUGUUUUACUACACUCCCAACGUCAUCCUGGCAGCCAUUAUCAUAACGGCAGUGAUAGGACUCAUCGAUUACCAGGCUGCAGUCCGGUUAUGGAAGGUCGAUAAACUCGACUUCAUGGCCUGCUUGUGCUCCUUCCUUGGAGUUCUCUUCAUUUCAGUCCCCCUAGGACUUGCCAUAGCAGUUGGAGUUUCGAUAUUCAAAGUUCUGCUACAUGUUACAAGGCCAAACACUCUGGUGAUGGGGAACCUACCAGGAACUCAUGUAUACCAGAACAUCAGAAGAUACAGACAGGCUCUAAGAGUUCCGUCGUUUCUAAUUCUCGCGGUCGAGUCUCCUAUUUACUUUGCCAAUUGUACAUACCUACAAGAAAGGUUUGUGCAUAUGAUCUCAUGAUUAUCAUACCAUGAAAGGUUUGUCCCAAGUCAGUUCCUUCCUUACUGAUGGCUAGAAUUUUGUGUGGCUGCAGGGUAAUGAGAUGCAUAAGAGAGGAAGAGGAGUGGAUACAAGAGAACGGUGGCAGCAUGUUGAAGUGCAUAAUCCUGGACAUGACAGCUGUGACAGCAAUAGACACAAGCGGGAUUGAGUUUGUGAGCGAACUGAGGAAGACGCUAGAGAAGAGAUCGAUUCAGCUCGUGCUUGUGAAUCCAGCAGGGAGCGUGAUGGAGAAGCUACAUCAGUCUGAAGUGUUGGAGGCUUUUGGGGUGAAUGGGGUGUAUCUUACUGUUUCAGAUGCUGUUUCUGAUAUUUCUGCACUGUGGAAAUCAGAGGCAUAGAUGCAAAUUACAGAGACCCUUCAAGCUGAAGGAGUGAGAAAUUGAUAUUAGGCAACAACCCAAUUGGAAAGACUUCCCUUAGACAACAGCCCUUUUUUGUAAGCUUAGGGUUGAUGCCUCUCUUUUCAGCAUAGUAUAUGAGACUAUGCUUAGUGUUGUAUCUUUUUCUAGUGUACUCCCUUUCUCUCUCUCAUCUCAUGUCAG
Molecule: messenger RNA, 2455 nt
Organism: Linum tenue
Lineage: Eukaryota; Viridiplantae; Streptophyta; Magnoliopsida; Malpighiales; Linaceae
Source: the annotation of a GenBank genome assembly